AUGCGAUACUCGAAAAAGGAACACGAUAUAUUCAUGUACCAGUACAUACAAGGCGGCGCAGAAUUGUAUGAGGACUUUCAGAGAGCGAACACUGUAUGCCCCAGCAAGCGAACGAUUCAGAGAUCACUGCAGAAGAAAGCUCAAAGCUUCGAAGAAGGAAAAUUGCUGAUCCACGAGUUGGUUGAGUUUUUGGAUAGGAAUAACCUCCCGAAAGUAGUUGUACUCAGCGAAGACGCAACAAAAAUAAAUGGCCAAGUCGAAUAUGACCAUAACAGAAGACGCACCUGUGGACUUGUGGCACCAAUAAUGGAAAACGGCAUGCCACAGUGUAAUAUCUUUGAAGCUACCAGCCCGCUGAAGAUUAUCCAAGAUAUCAACAAUUACCCAGUUGGUCGAAACGUCUACGUGUGCAUGGCACAACCACUCGAAGAAGGAGCACCGUCUUUCUGCGUUCAGUACUUUUGCAGCGAUAACAGGUUUAGCACGCAGGAUGUCAGCAACCGAUGGGACUUCUUUGAUAGGGAAUUCAGUGCAGAAGGAGUACGUGUAGUUGGGAAAUCAACCGAUGGUGAUCCACGAGCGAUAGGAGCAAUGCUCGAUGCUAUGGAAAUGCCCAACCUUGUUCAAAGUAUUUACGGCGAACACUUCUGUGCAAAAGCACACAUAAAAUCUGUGCUCCUCCAGGACCCGACCCAUACAUCAAAUAAACUACGAGUAAAAGUACUGAAGAAAGAUGCGGAGCUUAUCUUGGGGAAAUACAAAGUAUCCAGAGUACAUCUCGAACAGCUUAUUGAUAAAAUUGAUAAGACUGUACACGGGCUAUCAGCGACUGACAUCAACGAAAGUGAUAAAAUGAAGUUCCAGCCGGCGGAGAAGAUGGCCCAACAACGCGUAAUCGAUGCCCUCCAUGAUGAGAUUCCGGAUAGUGAUGCGACUGUCUUAUAUCUUACAAUGAUGAAAGACAUAAUGGAGGUUUUCAUCAAGAACUCCUCUAGGGAUGUCGUCUCCCCCACCGAAGCUGUGGUCAAAAUCUGGUAAAUGAGAUUUUUUUAAUUAGGAUUUUUUAAAUAUAAGAAUUCCAGAUUUUUUUCACAUCAAAUCAAAUCAAUCAUUAGAAUUCCACAAUUUUAGAAUUGAGAAAUUAAAUAAAUAAAGAAUUUUAAAAUUUAGAUUUAAAUUUCUAUGAUUUCAUAAUCUAAAAAAAUCAAAUUCUGUAAUUUUAUAAUGUUUAUAUAUAGAAUUAUAGAAGUUUAUGUUUUUUUAUUUUGAUUUUUUUUUAUUUUUAAGGAUUUAAUUAGCUGAGAUAUUUUUAAUUCAAUAAUUUUCGUCUUUUCAUUUCUAUAAUUUUUGUCUUUAGGAAUCUUAGAAUUGUAGAAUUAUAGAACUUUAGAAUUUAAUAAUCUUAGAAUACACAUUUAUGUAAUUAAAGUUAUUGCAAUAUGACACUUGUUUUUAUUUUCAGGCACGUGGUGUUCGUGUUGCGCGCCUGGAGGAACUACUGCGUAAGGAAGUUCAACGGUCUUAAGCACACGGUAACAACCAAUACGUAUUGGUGUGUUGAACUAAAUGCCCAUAGUUUGGUCAAUUAUAUUGCAUUGUGUCGCGAGGAAGACCUACAAUACUUGCCUGAUCUUCUGCAGAGUCAAACGUGCGAGAGUUUUUUUCGUACAGCGCGAUCCUUCACGAGUACUGAAUCAACCGUUGUAAAUUUUACAAUGAAAGGAUUUGAAUCGAAGCUGAACAGGAUUCAGGCCAAAACGGACGUCAGCCAUGAUAAGAAACACGGAUUUAGCUUCCGUCGUGUGGACAAGAAGAUUGAUCAACCAAAACGCAAUUGUACUCUACCAACUACCUCAGAAAUACGGGAAUUGAUAGAAAGUGCUCGAGACCAAGCCUACUCAGAACUAAUUCAUCUUGGACUCGAUGACGCGGAAAUCGACUUUAAAGAAAGCAUACUUCUACGACCACGUGCAUCGAGGAACAAGAACAGCGAAACUGGACACUACGAAUUCGUCGACGCGGGUUCUUUUGAAUCAGAUGAUGAAGAAUCAGAUGGAGAAAAUGAAGAAGAAUCGCUACAGCCGGACCAACAUCAGGAAACACACGGAUCAACGAUGGCCGCAAAUUUUGAAUUUGUUGAUGCUACGACCAUGGACUUCGAUGGAGAGGAAAAUCUGGACCCAGCUGGACGUGUAGAUGAUGACCGCUUGGAAGAUGUGUUUGAUCCAGAUAGAGUCUACGACGUCCAAGACAUUUUUUCAGACCAAACAAAAAAGUUCAAUCUCGCCAACUCACGUCACCCGAAUCCCAAGCAUUCGUUCAAAAUUAAAAAUUCCAGCGGAAAAAUUGUCCACAUAAAUAUCAAAACAUUUUUGUGGAUGAUUCAAAACGGCCCGAUUCGCUGUAACGUCGACAGGAACAAACGCUUUCACGAAACAUCGAUACAGAACACCUCAACACGCUGCACCGUUAAUGAAGUUCAGGAAUCCAUACACCGUGGCGACUGGGUUGCACUUAAAAGUGAUACGGUUUUGAUAAUAGCACACGUUCACGGCUUUCGGUAUUUGUCUGGAAAGAGAACUGUUUUUACUUUAGAUGAGUGCCCUGUAAAUCCUCCAAGUGGGAGUAGCGCGAGAGGGGUUGGUGUAACAGGAAAUUUUUACACUCUGGGUGAUAGCAAUACAUUGCUGUUGAACACGAACUUGCUGCACGAAUGUAUUAACAUACAAAACUAUGUCACUCACAUAGAAACCCCACACCACAAUGGGUCUGCGUGGGUACUGUCAUCUAACCAAUUAGAUUAUGUUUGAGCUAUGGUAGAAAUUCGAGCGACACCAAAAGUAUUAAAUUAGUGAGAGGUUCUAUAGAAUAUCGUAGCAGUAAGAUUUUUUUUCUUGACAGUAAAGAUACAUGAAUUGCACUGCAUUAUAAAUUUUGUUUUAACUAGUUUGUCGAAUCACAAAUAAAGUGGAAUAAAAACUAUUUUUUGCCUCGCCUUUGUUUUGUAUUCACCAUUGUCAACAGUUUGUAGUGCUGUUAAACUUGAAAAUUUAAAAACUAAUCUUUUGCCGAAGGAAAUUAAACUGAAUAAAAUAAAAUAAAUACAUCUUUUUCUUAUAAUUACAUUUCAAACUGGCCCAAACUUUUCCCACUCAAGUUGAACAUGUCGCGGGGUGGGUAAUCUUCUUGCGCAUCAUGUUGAACCAGUCAUUUCGAUGCGCGAGACCAGUGACUCGGGAACGUCCAGCUUGGAGUAGCCGCCCUUGUUGAAUGCUGCCAGCACCACAUCCAGCACUUGAGCCGGUUCAUUUCACGGAAUACUGCCCAUCCGCAACACUGUGCAGAUCUUCGUAACCGGUGGCUCGGGCGGGAAAUUUCCACCCUUGUUGAACUCCGUCACUACGAGCAUCGACGCCGGCAAAGUGCUACUGUUGUUGCCGAGGUUGUUGCUCAUGUCCCCACGGGGGUCCAGAUUCUACGCGCCCGCGUGACCAUUUGUAUCAGCAAGGAGAAGAAACCAGAGAAUCUCCGCACGACGUUUGAUGUCAGUCUGCAAAAGAACUAGAAUUCAGCCCUCUAAAUCCUACAGUUAGAUCCGGACAAAUUUCACGUUUGCACUUAGCUGCUCGUACAGGCCCUAAAAUAGAUGUAAACCCUGACGGCGCCAUCGCUGGACACGAGCUGGUUCAUGUUAAGGGAAAGUCCAAAUGUAGCCGGUGAAGGUUAAUUGCUGAAGAUCACAACCUUGUUGUCUAAGCUCUGGGAGGCUAGCCUCUUAUCGUACGGGGGGUGACUGCGAGCAUUCACAGCGCAAGCUUUUGUCGUCGGAGGUCGUCACGAAGCGCCGGUUUCCGUUGACGAAGUUGACCAAUCCUAGAUGACAGUCGUACUCCUGGACGUUAUCGCCACUGCGGGUGUCCCACUGUUAGAAAAGGAAAUUUGAAGUUUCUUUUCCAUUUUAUUUUUCAGUUAAAGUAAGUUCCUGCCACAAAUAGAAGCUGUUUGUGGAAAUCCGAGUCGAACUUUACACAAAACUGAAUCUUCCGAGAGUUAAAGCUUAACACGACGUCACCCCUUUCGGUGUCCGACAGCCCUCUCACACGGCCUGCCGGAGGCGCCGAUCGUUAUAAAUCUUCCAGAUAUUGAUCAGGGUGUCCAUACUGCAAGACAGCAGAAGAUGGGUCGAUUUAGGAAACCACCGGAACCACCUUGGUGACCGACCCUGGCCUAAUUGGAAGCUUUCGGCAGGAAGCACCGGUAGGGGGCACCACUCCUGCGCGAAAAAACCCGGCAUCGUGCGGUGAAUGCAAAAACGAUCGACCUUGACCAAUCGGUUCAUCCUCAGUCACGCGGUUCCGGCGCUGCUUUUUGGCCAUCAUCUCCGCAAUCUCAGCCCGCCCGGUCCCGUCUCGUGCGUUUUUAACACAUAUUCUUCAUCCUCGUACUUCCCCACGGUCUCAGGUCCGAUCCGCUCUGGUAGAUUCAAACAACGGCUUUCCGUCAGUGGAGCCGCACAAAACCUCCAACGUUUUCGAGUGGACUAGCAAGCAAAAAAAAACUUUCCGGAUUGCCUUGAUUAUUUUGGUAACGAAAACUGCAGGAAAAAAAUCAAAACAAAAAAUGGGUUGCCAAACCCGAUAAAAAAACUACUCGAUUUAGGACGGCAAGGUUGCAAGAUCGAUUUGAUUUUGUUCAAAAGUCGAGCAGACGUUGGUCGCUUUAACUCGCUUUAACGCGCGUUAACUUGCGAUAACUUGCUUUAAGGUGGCGUUAUGUGAAAACUCGGCACGAUGAGUAGCGUUGAUGCUUUUCGAGCUCGUUUUUGUGCGUUUUAGUGUGUUAUCGCGGAGUGACGUCCCCCUCGG
This is a messenger RNA of Culex pipiens pallens (northern house mosquito), 4865 nucleotides long. RefSeq lists its product as uncharacterized. The record is from RefSeq and is a predicted model, not a curated record. The coding region runs from base 1 to 1038 and encodes 345 amino acids. The transcript has 2 exons. NCBI's taxonomy places the organism in Eukaryota, Metazoa, Arthropoda, Insecta, Diptera, Culicidae.